Messenger RNA from Paralichthys olivaceus (Japanese flounder), 4774 nucleotides. Lineage: Eukaryota; Metazoa; Chordata; Actinopteri; Pleuronectiformes; Paralichthyidae. The record is from RefSeq and is a predicted model, not a curated record.
GAAGAGGCACUAGGAGAGGAGAAGAGAGGGAGAGAGAGAGAGAGAGAAAGGGGGAGGAAACAGAGAGAGAGAAUCGAAAGACUGUUAACUUCAGCGGCGGACUGUUGGAUCGCCUUACGCGUUAAAGAGCCAUUUGUUGCAGCGAAAGGACGCGGACCUGAGCGGCGCGGAUGACAAAGAGACGUCGCCGUGCAAACUUUCUUAACCGGGUUUGUAAUCGCUCGUAAAAACCCAACGAGAAAUCCAGUUUUUCUUUUUUGAACGGGGAGCAACAGAGGAGGACAUCAUGCCCCGGCGCACCGUGCAAGAAGUAACCGUGCAGGAUGUCCAGAAGCGGAGGAAUCCGAACAAACACUACGUUUACAUCAUCAAAGUGUACUGGAGCGAUGGCAGCACGGAAAUCAUUUACAGACGCUACAGCAAGUUCUUUGACCUGCAGAUGGAGUUGCUGGAUAAAUUCCCAGUGGAGGGAGGCCAGAAAGACCCUAAACGCAGGAUCAUUCCAUUCCUACCAGGGAAGAUCCUGUUCAGGAGGAGUCAUAUCAGAGAUGUGGCCAUGAAGAGGCUAAGGCCAAUCAACGAGUACUGCAGGGCUCUCAUCCAGCUGCCAGUCUACAUCUCCCAGUGUGAGGAGGUCAGAGUAUUCUUUGAGACCAGACCUGAAGACCUCAACCCACCUAAGGAGGAACCCAUUGGAAAGAAGAAAUCAGGGAUUGUGGAGAGAGCGACUACUUUCCUAAAGCGAGGAGAUUCCACCUCAGCCGAUCCUCUCCUCCUCGACCAGUAUGUGGCAGUAACGGACUACGAGAAGCAGGAGAGUUCCGAGAUCAGCCUGCAAGUGGGUCAGAUGGUGGAGGUCAUCGAGAAAAAUGAGUCUGGUUGGUGGUUUGUGAGCUCCGACGACGCCCAGGGCUGGGUCCCUGCCACCUGCCUCGAGGCACAGGACGACCCUGAUGACUUCAGUAUUCCCGGGGAAGAAGUGCCGAGGAGAUUCUGGUCACUGCCAAGGCACGUGGGUCGUCGCAGAACUUUAGGGGAUCUAUUCAGCACAGGCUUUGGGCAAGAUGAGAAGUAUUCAGUGAUUUACCCGUACUCGGCCAGGGACCAGGAUGAGAUCGACCUGGAGAGAGGCAUGAUUGUCGAGGUGAUUCAGAAGAAUUUGGAGGGCUGGUGGAAGAUCAGAUACCAGGGCCUCGAGGGCUGGGCCCCGGCCUCCUACCUGAAGAAGGCGGACAUUCAGAGCCAGAAGCAGUCAGCAGGAGCCGCUGCCCACGCCAGUACAAACGACCUCGACGGGUUCUCCAAACAGGGCCAGCAAAACAACGCAGCUCGAGAGAACAGCCAAAAAGAAAACAGGCUCUCGUUUUUCUCCGACAACAAAAUUAAAAUGAGAUCCAGACACAGACCUCCUCCUCGCAGAGAUCUCACCAUUCCACGAGGUGCAAAUCUACCCAAGCCACCCAUUCCUCCUCAGGUUGAGGAAGAGUUCUACACCAUAGCGGAUUUCCAGACCACUAUACCUGAUGGUAUUAGCUUCCAGGCUGGAGUUAAAGUUGAGGUGAUUGAGAAGAAUUCAAAUGGUUGGUGGUACAUCCAGAUAGAUGAAAAAGAGGGCUGGGCCCCAGCCAAUUUUAUCGACAAGUACAAGAAGACCAGCAAUGCCCUGAGACCUAAUUUCCUUGCCCCUUUGCCCAACGAGAUGGAGAACCUGAAAUUGGAAGACGGUGGUUGUUCAAAUGCAUCAGGCACAGAUGACAGCUGGUCCAAGCCUUUACCAGAUGAGCCUACUACUGCCACCGAGUCCUGUGCCCGACCUAAACUCAGAGACUGGAAGCCCUGUGCUGCCAAGGGGGGUCCUGCCUUCCCAGGGCCGUUGCCUCCUGCCCCAGCUGCCCCUCCAGUUGAGGAGAAACCAGCUCUCCCACCUCGAAGGGAGUCCAUUAACAAGAGCUUUGAAUUGGAGGUAGCAGACAAACCAAGACCUGAUCAUUCCAAGCCUUUGCCCCCAAAACCCCCAGCUCCUGGAGGCAUCAUGCCUCUGGUACUGCCCAAGGCACCCCCCUUCAAACCAGACAAACCACCAGAGACCAAGAAAGAAGAUAAGAACAAAGCUCUUCACCUUCGGAAUGAGAUGGGUCUUGAAUGUGGUCACAAGAUCUCUGCCAAAGAGGUGAAGAAGUUUAAUCUGAAACCUGUGCCAAAACAGCCACCGAAACCCAAGCCUGAGGUGCAGGAGGAGAAACCAGAAGCACCUGGUCCGUCAGUGUUAAUGAAGCCCAAGCCUGUGAUCCGACCUAAACCUCUCCCAGCUGCCAAGCCAGAUCCCCCAGCGGAGAACAAACUAGACAUCACCAACUUGAGGAGCAAGCUGAGGCCGUCGAAACCUGCAGACCCGGGUUCUGCGUCAUCUGAAGCAAACCAUCAGAACGACGCCUCAGCAGCAGUUAAUAGUUCUCACCCCAGUUCACUCACAAGCUCGCCACCCAUUCAUAUCCCUUCUAUCAACAAUGCUAAGUACUGUGACGAGCCAAAAGUCCCCCCAAAACAUGUAAAUGGUCAUAGCCACGAGAGCUCAUCACCCCCUGCAAAACCAUUAGUGCCUCCCCACAAGGAACCCCCUCAGAGACCCCCCACCAUGGUUCCAAGAAGACCUCCUCCUCCAAAGAAGACAGACCCAUCCAGUCCAACUGAGCUCAAACCUCCACCUGCUCUACCAGAAAUCCAGGAUAUUCCCAAGGCCGGACCACCCCAGCUCAGCAGGCCCCCUCCCCCUAAACCCAAAGGGUUUGUCCCGAUGCCUCCAAACAAGGAUAAGGAAGAGUGCAAAGUUAAUAAAGUCCCGAUUCCUCCCAAGCCCCAGUUGAAGAGCGAGAAGCCUGGUCCGCCCAAGGACAAGCUUCCACCUUUACUCAAGGAGCCCAGUAGGGAUGAGCUGUAUCUCGCUGUCGCAGACUUUGAAGGGGACGACCAAACAUCCAGCUUCAAAGUGGGUACAGUGUUUGAGGUGCUGGAGAAAAACACCAGCGGCUGGUGGUUCUGUAAAAAUGUCAAAGGUGAAGUCGAGGGCUGGAUCCCCUCGAAUUACCUGAGCAAGAAACCUUAGUGUGAACGUGCUCUCACAACCACAUGGCAACCACAUGAAUCAAUAAAUAAAAUAAGGAUAUCAAUGAACAAAUUAUCACUAUUUUGUAGUUAAUUAGCAUUUUUUAAUUUAUAGGUACCUUUUUUUUAUUGUAACAUUUGUUAUGUUUAUUUUUUGCAAGGAUGUUCUACCAAAACUGAACCAGCAAUAACACAUGCCCUUAUGGGUUUUGUGAUGUUUACUUCUUUUAGUUUUUAUCUAAGUAUUAGGUGAAAUAUUAUCUGCUUUCAUCGCCAUGUGCUAGUUGCAGCCUGUGCCAGUCCUGCCAUUAGAAAGGCUCGACGUUAUAACAGCGACAAUAGUAUCUACAUCCUCCUAUGAUACGGUGCCUCAAUAUUAUAUGCAAAGUGCUUCAGUGCUUUAUAAACUGUUUGUGACUGUAAACAUAGUCCUUGUUGGAAUCUUUUUACUAAACAUUAAAAAAAAAUCUAGAUAACAGGAGACUGAACUAGAUGUUCAAAUCCAGCAGUAGACAAAAAAACAAAUCCAAAGUCGCUUAGACAAUGACUGCACAUUAACUCAUUAGAGGAGGUCAGUGACCACAUCUGGGCUUUCAAGUGCUAUUAGCAAUUACUAAAAAUGUAUUUGCCAAGUAGAAGUGCUGUUUGUUAUAACAGAAACAUGCAUUUUAGUUUUUCUAAUGUUUUUCUUCUUAAAUGAAUGUUGCAGUGACCUGUAACAAAUGGGCACUUUGAUCAGUCAGAUGAGGUUUAUGGUUUGCACAUGCUCCAGGAAGGAUAAUAAAAAUGUCGCGGUGCAUUUUAUUUCUUAACUUUACUUGUCAUUGAAUUUGCCAUAUUUUUUCAUACUCAUUGUAGCAAAAAACGUCAACGUAAAGACGAAGCUUGAGCGACAAAACUGAGGUGGUGAAGGGAAAAGAAUCUUUAUCGAAAAAAAAGAAUGGAGAAGUGAGCACAUGAGCGUCUCUGCACCAGAUGUCUGAGCAGGCGUGAGAAAAUGGAAAUCUACAGUGACUUGUGCAAUGAUUUACAGUAUUUUAAGUGUAAUGUCGAAUAACAGCAAAGAAUGACCAUUGUAUAAAAAUAAUGUUUUACAUUAAUGCUUGACUGGUCUCAAGCAUGGUCAGAAUAGCAAAUUAUUUUUUAUUGUACAGUAAUAAGAUACUUUUCUUUGGUGCUCCAGCUCUUAGGUGUUUUGUUCUGUACUGAUGAGUUAUGAGAAAGGCAGGAAGAUCCAGGAGAGACGGUGGUUGGUGGAUUAAUGGGAUUUAUGAGAUGAAUGCAAAGUAGGUCUGUUGAGAAAUGGACAUGAAACCACUCACUGAUAAUUUCACACCAAAAAAAGUAAAAGCAAAAUUAGAAAAUAAAACACAAUUGUAUGUUCAUCGUUCUGGACGUAAUCAGACAAAGCUACAAGCUGCAACACUGAUUCUGUUCUGCUUCUAGUCGCUUUAAUGUUAAACCACAUUUUUUUUUAUAAAGAAAUGACAGUACCAAUAAAUUAAAAUACUAUUGUUCCGGCAUAAUAAGUGUGAAGAAGUUACAGUACAGUGCAAAGCAAAAGUGUGGUAUGAUGGUGUCAGUAUUGUAAUCUUAUUUACUUUUUUGCAAUGUAUUUUUCAUUACAUUGAGUCUCCUUUUACUCAAGUCAAUAAAUGUUUUUGAUUUUUCA